GGGCCCGCCUCACCCGGUGCCCACACGGCCGCGGGGCUGCGCCCGCCUUUGUCUGCCUCCUUUGUCUGCCCCGCGCCCUGGCGGCGGCGCCAAAGCCUCCGGGGAGCGGGCGGCGAGCGGCGAGCGCAGCUGGCUGGAGCGCGGCGCCCGCAGAGCACCAGGCUCUGCCCGGCCGGGGGUGGGGGUGGCCCUCGGCGGGGGGUCGCGGAGCCCCGCGGCCCCUCCUACGUCCCCUCCCAGCGCGCCGUCCCCGCCCCUCGCGCUCCCCUCCCUCCCUCCCUCCCACCCUCGCAGCCCCGCGCAGCCUCCCGCCGCCCGAGCACCUCUCGGCACCGUCCCGCUCCGCCCUCGGCUGCGCUCGGCUCCCGCAGGCGCUCGGCCCUGCGCCCUCGGUCCCCUCCCUGCCCGCCCGACAGGGAGAGCCAAUGGCAGGGUGCUCGGUCCCCAAGUUCCCCAUGCUGGUCCUGUUCCUCCUGCUAUUUCCGGAGCUCCACGUGGCGGGCACCCUUGCAUCUGGACCCUCUGCCCGGAACCUGCCCGAACCUCAACCUCACCUCCCCAGCUCUGCCCGGUGGGUGCCUCAUAUCCGACGGGGCCUGGGUAGGAAGGACAGGGGCUCAGGCAUGCCCGGCCGGGCCCAGGAGGGGUCUGUGGUCACCACCCCCAGGCAGGCUUCCCGGAUGACACUUGGACAGCACCCUGCCGGCCUUCUUCAGGACAAGGAGCAGCUUCUGGGGCUGGCAUUGCCCUACCCAGAGAAGGAGCCCCGACCUCCCGGGUGGGAGAGGGCGAAGAAACGUGGCAGAGAACACAAGAGACGCAGGGACCGGCUGCGGCCGCACCGAGGCCGAGCCGCCAUUCGAGGCCCCAGCUCCCUGAUGAAGAAGGCGGACCGCUCUGAAGACCUGAUGCUGGAGGCUGUCACCGAGGAGUCUUCCACCAGCCUGGCCCCCAGCAUGCUCUUCCUAACCACGGUGGAUGCUGUCAGUCCUAGCACGGAAGAGUCCCGGAUCCUGCCUGUCACCUCCCCAUGGCCCCAGAUACAGCCCAGGUCUGAUGGAGAAGUGAUGCCCACGCUAGACAUGGCCUUAUUUGACUGGACAGAUUAUGAGGACCUAAAGCCAGAGGUCUGGCCCUCUGCAAAGAAGAAAGAGAAACACUGGAGUCACUUUACCAGUGACGGCAAUGAGACCUCACCAGCUGAGGGGGAACCAUGUGAUCAUCACCAGGAUUGCCUGCCAGGAACUUGCUGUGACCUCCGGGAACAUGUCUGCACGCCCCACAACCGCGGCCUCAACAACAAAUGUUUUGAUGACUGUAUGUGCAUGGAAGGGCUGCGUUGCUAUGCCAAAUUCCACCGAAACCGCAGGGUCACUCGGAGGAAGGGUCGCUGUGUGGAACCUGAGACAGCCAACGGGGACCAGGGAUCCUUCAUCAACGUCUAGCGCCCACGUCAUGCCUCCCCACCGGCCCGGGGUCUGAGCCAGGGAGGUGUGGACAAACAGGACCUUGUUAGUAACAGCUCGGCUUGGGGCUGAGGAGGGGAACCGAUGGCUGUUGCAGGAGCUGGCCCAGUACGCUUGCCCCCAAGCGGGAGGGCGGCUCGGCUGAGAGCCGCUGUGCACCGCGCCCGCCACCCACUGCCCACCGCUGGCCGCGCUGAGACCCACACAGCUCGCGGAUCCUGCUCUACGCGGUGGCAGUGGCGAGCGCGCCCUCUUCCGCUCGACACCAGCAUUGUAGCAUUUGGGAAAAGGGAGGUUUCCGGUCCCUGAAAGGAUUGGGAAGACAGGGGACACCUGAUUGGAGUGGAUCUGGAAUGCUGUCACGGGCAAAGCACCUGUGCUUUUUUCCUGAAUUUCCACAGAGACCGUGGUAAAAGAGCACUGAAGCACACCUGAUUUGCAUGACGUGUGCAGGGUCGCACAGCAGCCACGAUCCAGUUUGGGCGGCAGAGAAACUUGACUGACCUCAGCCUUUCCCAGCAAAGGUUUAUCGUCUUCUUGAGAGACAGAGUCUCGCUCUUUGGCCAGGCCAGGAACCCCGACAAUCCUCCUGCCUCAGUCCUCCAAAUACUGGGAUUAUAGGCGUGGGUCAGCAUAUUUGGCAGGUCCUUUAGAAAGGAAACAUUAGGGCUUGGAUGUGGCUAGGUUUGUAACGUGCUUGCCUUGAGUUGGUGAACCCUGCCCGGGCUGCCACCUCCAAGCAUGGUGUCCAAGGCAGGCAGAGGCAGGAGGAUCAGAAGCUAAAAGUCAUCUCUGGCUGCAUAGCAAGUGGAGGCCAGGCUACAGGAGACUCAAGCAAAACAAAAUAAGCCAGUUGCCUAGGCUGCACAGGCCCUGGCUCUGAUCCCCACUCUGUCUCCUCCAUCCCCUUAGCCCCUACACAGGGCACCUGCCUUCAGGUGAAGAACGGCCCCGUGGAUGGAUCCUUCCAUCUGACGGGUGCCGAUCACAGUCAUGAAGGGACUGGGGAAGCAGUAGCUUCCUCUCUUGGACCCCUGGCCCUGACCAUCCAGCCCGGGGACACUGGGGUAUGCCCUGAUAAGCUGUCCUCAGACUUUCUACCCCCUGGAAAGGCAUGCCCAUACGCUACCACGUGCCCCCCUGACGUACUGUUUAGUGAUUCCCAAGCUCCCUGAGGCCAUCUUGGGACUCCAUCCCUCCGUGUCAGCAGCAAUGCCCUUGGAAAGUGGGGCCACCUCAGACUGGGGCACAGUGUGAAGCACCCCCACAGGCUGGAACCCUGACGACAACCCCACCAUUACCAUCACCGCCCAGAACAUGUGUCAGCAGAUCUGGCCCGAGGAGCUUUCGCAGGCUCCUUUAGAUCCCUGCACCUGGCAUCCCGACCUCCUGGUUAACUUUUGCGAAGGACAAAAGCCUCCCCUGCCCAAGCCCUCCUCAGCCUGGACCACAUCCGUGGGAUGUCAGGGCUGUUUACUGCUCUGGGGUAACCAGUCUGGUCCAGGGGUCAGGCACCAAGGAAAGCAGGCAGAUCUAGAAGAAAUCAAAUAUGCUUGUUCUUCUUUCCCAAGCUGGGUCUGAUAGGCCUGGGAAGGAAAGGGGGCAGGGGCAGGGCCAGGAGCCGGCAGGAUCAAAGUAGCAGUGGGAAAGCAAGUCCUAAUACAGGUUGAUUUUCCUUUUUGUAGUACCAGGACCUUGCACGUUCCAGGCAAGCACUCUGCUGCUGAGCUACAUGCUGACUGGUCCAGGCUUCAUCUCCAGAUCUCCCCAGGGGGGCUGCCAUGGCAGCCAGGGCUGAGAACCCUGCUCCCCUGUCCUCCCAACUGCUGUAAACAGCCUGCUUCUCCUCUCACGUUUUGCUGACCUUAGGGAAGUUACUUAAGGUCUCUGUGCCUUGACUUUUCAUCUGCGAAAUGCAAAUGCCUGAUUCUUAGUAGGUGUUUAAAACAGUGCCUGGCCCAUAACACACACGCACACACACCUAGAGUGCCAGUUAAUCAAUUUCAGCAGUCCAGUCCUUCUCUUCCACAGUGAUCCAACACUUACUCAAAAAAAAAAAAAAAAAAAAAAAUGGUGCCUCACUAUAAAGCCUUAGCUGGCCUGAAACUCAUGCUGUAGACUGGCUUGGCCUGGAACUCACAGAGCUCUGCCUGCCUCUGCUGGAACUGAAGGGUUGCCACACCACACCCAGUUCAGGAUGCUUUCUUUGGUUGCUCCAAAGGGAACUUCACCAAUGCCAGCACUCGGGAGGCAGAAGCAGGUGAAUCUCUGUGAGGUUGAGACCAGUCUGGUGUACAUAGAGAGUUCCAGGGCAGCCAGGACUACGUAGAGAGACCCCAUCUCAACAAAUAAAUAGCAACAACAACAAAAAACAAAGUGCACUCCACAAGACAAUUCAUGGCGCUGGGGAAGCAUCCAGAUUCCCACGCUGAAGCAGAGCUAGAAGAGCUGGUGGCUGGGCAACAGGUUUGUGAGGGUAAAGGUGGCCCGGGGUGGAGGGCUGAGUGGGGAGGGGCAAGAGGAGGCUAAUAGCUGCCCAGACAGACACCUGAGCGGAAGCCUCAAGGACACUCUGACAAAUACCCACUGUCUCCAGACAGGGACUAUUUUUUCUGGGUGUUUGUCUGGUGAUAGGAAAGGUUGUUCUGUUCCCAUGGCUGGUGCAAAAGGGCUGAGGGUCCAAUGACCUGAGAUGCAAACUUCAAAGGAAACCUUCAAAGGCCCUUGCCUGCCCUUUGAGAAAUUCAAAUUCCAAAAGCACACCUGUUCUGCUGCAGGCUGGCAAGACCUUCCCCAAGCCUCCUUCAGCCGCUCCCAGGCUCCCUCUGCAGCUGCCGACAAUGAACAUCUAAGUCACCUACAAGGGGUCUAGAAACUAAGGAACCAGGAGCCCUGGGUGCCAGGAAAGAGGUUCUGAGAGGCCAACAGCUGAAGGCUCCUCUUCGAGGGUUCUUGGGGCUGGACUAGAUUAACCUUCCAUUACAGCCUUCACGCUCACAGACCAUAGUGAGUGUGUGUUUACAGGCCACAGUGAUUGUGUGCACACAGAAAAGGGGUGGUCAGGGUGAGCCGGAUGCGUGCAGAACAAGAGCUUUAUACUGCCAGGAGUGAGGUUUCCAAAUCCCAAGGAAGAGCAGGAUCUGGGACAGAUCCAUGGUCAAGCUCUUCUGGUUGCUGAGGCCCAGCAAUCGCCUGGGAGUCUGGCGAAGCACAGCUUCCUUCCGCCAUCCCCGGGCUCCUUCUGUGGCUGCCGACAAGGAGCUUCUAUAUGAGCUGCAAUAAGCAUGUUUAGUAAGUAAGGAACCAGAAAGGAGUCUUGGGUGCCAGGAAAGUGGGCCCCACUCCACACCUACUGAACCACAGCACAGGAGUGCCCCCACCCCUGGCAUCUGGCUUCUAACACAGUCUCCAUUCUCUUGGGUGUGGUGGGUAUCACAGGUCCAGGAUACAGACGGAAGAUGGAUGCUUUUGGGGGUGGAGAGACACUUGCACAAUCCCGCCUUCCUGCAUUCACUAUGGCUUGAUGAUUCUGAAGUCUGCUUCCCAGCAACUUACCAACAAGGACAAACUCUAUGAUCCAAGGCCUGCCCUCUGGGCUGUCAUCAGGCUCUGCUUGGAGGACCCCAGGUAGGGCUCCUAGGCCUGGAGCCUCCAUUGUUGAACUUUGGGAUUCUUGGAAAAUUCCUGGGAGCACUGUAGCUCCUCCUCGAAAUGUGGGAGCAGCAAGGGAGGGGUGCUGUGCCUUGGUUUAUGAUGCCAUGUUGCAUGUAUUCUCCAAGCUGUAAAUAAAGAGGGGACAGUUGCUAA
Molecule: messenger RNA, 5273 nt
Organism: Meriones unguiculatus (Mongolian gerbil)
Lineage: Eukaryota; Metazoa; Chordata; Mammalia; Rodentia; Muridae
Gene: Draxin
Product: dorsal inhibitory axon guidance protein
Exons: 7
Coding region: 426-1445 (339 amino acids)
Biological process (GO): axon guidance; Wnt signaling pathway
Cellular component (GO): extracellular region
Source: RefSeq, a predicted model, not a curated record